AUUUGCAUCCUUCACGGCCACUCAACAUCAACAUCCUUCUCAAUUUCUUCCGCUGCCACUUCUGCCUGCUCAAAUCUCUCCGCCUUCGGUCGCCGUCUUCUGCCCGUUCGAUGGCUUCGCCUCGGCGGAGAGCGACGCUCUCCGUUGCGCCCAAGGCCGUAGCAGUGAAGCGCGCCCUCCUCACCGGCAGCCGCAAGAACGCCUCCCACACCCUCUUCCUCUUCCUCUUCUCCGCCUUCUUCUUCCUCAUCUUCUUCUACACCGACGAAAUCAAGUCCCUGGCCGACUACUCCUUCGGCACAGCCGCCAGAUCAAAGUACCAGAAGGACCUCGCCGGCGAAUCGAGAAAUACGCCGCCGGCCGGCAUUUCUUCGGCGGUCGCCGACCCUGUGCCGGAGCGGACUCAGAUUCCGCCGAAGGUGGAGGCCAACAGGCGGCCUGCGGCGGCCGCGCAAGACGAGUGCGAACUCGCCGUAGGGCGGUGGGUGUUCGACGACGUCUCGUAUCCGCUCUACAAGGAGCACGAGUGCCAGUUCCUGACCGAGCAGGUGACCUGCAUCCGGAACGGCCGCCCAGACGACAGCUACCAGAAAUGGCGGUGGCAACCCCGGGACUGUGAUAUGCCCAGAUUUGACGCGAAGGCGCUGUUGGAGAGGCUGCGGGGGAAGCGCCUCAUGUUCGUCGGAGAUUCUCUCAACAGGAACCAGUGGGAAUCCAUGGUUUGCCUCGUGCAAUCCGCCAUCCCGCAGGGCAGGAAGACUCUGGUGAAGAAAGGCUCGUUCAAUGUUUUCCGAGCAGAGGAGUAUAAUGCCACUGUGGAGUUCUACUGGGCGCCGUUCCUGGUGGAGUCCAACUCCGACGAUCCUCAGAUUCACAGCAUCCGGGACCGGAUCAUCAUGGCGGACUCCAUUGCCAAGCACGGGAAGCACUGGAAGGGGGUGGAUUACUUGAUCUUCAAUACCUACAUUUGGUGGAUGAACACAGCGAAGAUGAAGCUUCUGCGAGGCUCGUUCAGGAGGGGAUCGAGGGAGUACGAUCUGGUCGACCGGCCGGUGGCGUACCGGCGAGUGAUGGCGACGUGGGCCAGCUGGGUGCAGAGGAAUCUGGAUCCGAAGAAGACGAUGGUGAUCUUCAUGAGCUUGUCACCGAAUCAUAUGAGGAGCAAGGAUUGGGGGAACCCGAAGGGGGUGAAGUGCGCGAUGGAGACGAUGCCGAUCGCGAACGCGUCGCAGACGGCGAGGCUGGGGACGGACUGGCGGCUGUUCCGGGCGGAGGAGGAGGCGACGCGGGCAAUGCGGUUCCCGGCGGCGUUCAUCAACAUCACGAAGCUGUCGCAGUUCCGGAAGGAUGCGCACACGUCGGUGCACACGCUCCGGCAGGGGAAGCUGCUGACGGCGGAGCAGCAGAGGGAUCCGGCCACUUACGCCGACUGCAUCCACUGGUGCCUGCCGGGCCUCCCGGACACGUGGAACGAAUUCGUGUACGCUCGGAUCGUUUCGCGGCCAUAGCAAAACUGGGCCGGAUGAAUGGGCCAGACCUCAAUCGACCCAGCUCGCCCGAUCCACGAUUUUUUAUUUGUUUUCAAUGUGAGAUUAAAUUCUUUAAUUAUCAUCACGCAAGAACUCAAUCUGGUAAAA
Zingiber officinale is the source of this 1637-nucleotide messenger RNA. Its product is annotated as protein trichome birefringence-like 28. The coding region runs from base 111 to 1508 and encodes 465 amino acids. The record is from RefSeq and is a predicted model, not a curated record. Gene Ontology annotation, cellular component: Golgi apparatus. The transcript has 5 exons. Gene Ontology annotation, molecular function: O-acetyltransferase activity. NCBI's taxonomy places the organism in Eukaryota, Viridiplantae, Streptophyta, Magnoliopsida, Zingiberales, Zingiberaceae.